This is a messenger RNA of Mucor mucedo, 621 nucleotides long. RefSeq lists its product as uncharacterized. The annotation marks the transcript as partial. The record is from RefSeq and is a predicted model, not a curated record. Lineage: Eukaryota; Fungi; Mucoromycota; Mucoromycetes; Mucorales; Mucoraceae. The transcript is spliced from 3 exons.
CAGCCAAAGAAAUACGUCUCAGAAGAAUAUGCAUAUAUUAGCAACAUAUUACAGCCAAUAUUUAAAACGUAUAACCCAGCCAAGACUUCUGAUGAAAAUUGGACAGCUCUUUACAUUCAGACACUCCUUAUGAUAAUAACCACCGCUAAAAAGUUGAUUGAAGAAAAUGAUCCCGUAAUUGACAUUAGCAAAAAAGAUAUCUCUUUUUGUAUACAUGUUUUGUUGCAGAUUCUGAUGGCAAUUAAACAUGAACCAGGUUUAUUUUCGGAUACUGUGCACUCUUCAGAAUGGUUUUACAUUGUGUCCGUACCAGUUCUAAGUUGGUUGUUAAACGUAAACUGGGCUCCUCCGUUAUUACAUGAUAUGUACUUCUCAGCAUAUAUGGUAUAUAAUAUCAAUCUUCGUAUUAUACAUGACAGUAUAAAGCAGAGAUACAACGUCGAGAAUGAAGUUGGAGUUGCUGAGGCAGCUGAAGAGAAUCCAGGAAAGGUCAGGUUUCAUUCUGAUCGAUGCAAGGUAUUAAUUGAAACCAAAGCCAUUGUCGAUAGAUUUAUUUUGGACGGUUGCCACAUUGAUAAUGUUGAUUCACUGCAAAUAUGUGGUAUGGAGGUUUAUUUUAUU